Molecule: messenger RNA, 207 nt
Organism: Acanthoscelides obtectus
Lineage: Eukaryota; Metazoa; Arthropoda; Insecta; Coleoptera; Chrysomelidae
Source: the annotation of a GenBank genome assembly
GGAUAUUAGAAUAUAAGUCGCCAUCUGACGGUUCCUCCAGCAAAGUCUUAGAAUGAACGCAAACCUCUUUCCGCAAUCCUAUUUUCGAGGUUCUGUGGAUCGGUUACCCAUCUGUUUCGCAUUUCGUCUUUUCGUGGGUCGUGAAUGUUUUAAAGUAUCACGUUUUAAGCGAGUUUUGAGUUAACUUACUACGAAGUUAGAGGUAUG